Messenger RNA from Phlebotomus papatasi, 602 nucleotides. RefSeq lists its product as uncharacterized. Bases 130 to 528 code for a protein of 132 amino acids. NCBI's taxonomy places the organism in Eukaryota, Metazoa, Arthropoda, Insecta, Diptera, Psychodidae. The record is from RefSeq and is a predicted model, not a curated record. The transcript has 2 exons.
AUAUUUUCUGCUCAGUUGUGCUGUAUUUGCCGUGACAUCAUCGUUGUUUUUAUUUCUGCCCUUUGUGCAGGAAAUCAUUGAUUUUUGGCUAAAAGAAUCCCAAUUUGGGUCCAAAACCCAUUCAGAGCGAUGGAACAGAUCCUCAAUAGAAAACGAUCACGAGAGGAGGAAGAUGCUUCAAUGGACUUUAUGCCCCUGUCCAAGCGAAUAAACAAUCUCCAUCUAACAGCACAGACCCUGCCCCAAAUCUACGACAGUAACAGCUCAAAUUCCGAUGCAAUGUGCACACAGAAUUACAGUCAAACUGCAAAUUUCUGCCCGGAAAAUCCAUCAGCAGCCACAGCAUCCUUCUUCAGUAUACCAAAACCCAUGGAAAUGAGGCAAGAAGACCUCCCGCAUCCACUACAUCUGACAGAAUACUGCCCAGAGCUGAGUAUUCUCGAGAAUCCGCACUAUUUCCUGAAAAAUAAACUUCUAUUUGAGUUGCAUCAUCAGCGACUAAAGCGCUUCCAGUGCUUCAAUUUGUAGAUCUGCGUGAUGACCAAUACAUUCAUUUCUUGUGAAAAUCUGUUUGAAAAAAGAAAAUUUCGAGGAAUUUAUGC